Messenger RNA from Myotis myotis, 816 nucleotides. RefSeq names its product TCF3 fusion partner-like. NCBI's taxonomy places the organism in Eukaryota, Metazoa, Chordata, Mammalia, Chiroptera, Vespertilionidae. Gene Ontology annotation, biological process: positive regulation of apoptotic process; apoptotic process; apoptotic signaling pathway. The transcript has 2 exons. The coding region runs from base 1 to 816 and encodes 271 amino acids. The record is from RefSeq and is a predicted model, not a curated record. Gene Ontology annotation, cellular component: Ino80 complex. Gene Ontology annotation, molecular function: DNA binding.
AUGGAGCUGGAGCAGAGAGAGGGGUCCAUGGCAGCCGUGGGCUUUGAGGAGUUCUCAGCACCUCCCGGCUGGGAGCUGGCACUGCCUCUGCUGUUUGGUGGUCACAUCCUGGAGAGCGAGCUUGAGACCGAAGUGGAGUUCGUGUCUGGGGGUCUGGGCAGCUCCCGCCUCCAGGAGCGAGAGGAAGAGGAGGAGGCAGCCCAAGGCGGGCGGCAGCAGUGCCAAGGGGAACUCAAUCACAGGAAGUACCAGGUGCUGGGUCGGCGCUGCAGGGAGAUCGAGCGGGUCCUGAACAAGCUCCAUCAGAUACAGAGGCUAACACGGAGACUCCAGCAGGAGCGGAGGUUCCUCAUGAGGGUGCUGGACUCCUACAGCGACGACUACCGGGCCAGCCAGUUCACCAUCUUACUGGAGGACAAGGGCAGCCAGGGUACAGACGCCCCCACCCCAGGCAAUGCUGAGAAUGAGCCUCCAGAGAAAGAGGGGCUGUCCCCGCCCAGGAGGACGCCAGCGCCCACAGAAGCCAGCAGCCCAGCCCCUGGCGAGGGGCCCAGCAGUUGGAAGAGGCAGCGAGUGCCACAGGAAGGCUGCCGGGAGGGAGUCCCACUGACUCUGGAGCUGGCCCCUGUGCAGACAAAGGUGGAGGAAGACUUUGGCUUCAAAGCAGUUGAGGAUCUGGACUCAAGUUGGGUUUCUCGGGGGCCAGACAAGCUGCUGCCCUACCCGACCCUAGCCAGCUCCCCCUUUGACCCCCCAAUAAACAGACCCCAUGCUCUCCUCAAAAUGACUACAAGUAAAGAUGAAAAUGAAAAUUGA